This is a messenger RNA of Drosophila busckii, 1336 nucleotides long. RefSeq names its product acid-sensing ion channel 4-A (gene ppk17). The transcript has 7 exons. Bases 46 to 1272 code for a protein of 408 amino acids. Gene Ontology annotation, cellular component: membrane. NCBI's taxonomy places the organism in Eukaryota, Metazoa, Arthropoda, Insecta, Diptera, Drosophilidae. Gene Ontology annotation, molecular function: ligand-gated sodium channel activity. Gene Ontology annotation, biological process: sodium ion transmembrane transport. The record is from RefSeq and is a predicted model, not a curated record.
AAUAUUUUGUCAAUUGUUGGACUUACUUGUUGGCGAGACAGCGCCAUGGGCUAUUGGACGGACUUGCGUGUCUGGCUGCUGCGUGAUCCGGCCAAGUUAAUACGCUACUUGGUGCUGUUCGUUUGCUGCGUUAUAGUCAUAGUGCAGUUGUAUGAAUGCUUCUCCAAGCUGCACGAUCCGCCUAUCUCGACGCACUCCUACUACAAUGUGAAUCAGACAAUUGAAAUGCCAGCUAUAACCAUAUGUCGGGAGCCGCCCUACAGAGAGGAUGUGCUAUCACAAUUGUCCAAAGGAGAAUGUCCACAUCCCAAAUAUGCCACCUGCUGGCUGGAUUAUCCUUUUGGAAGAAUUCCGCUCGAUGAAUUCUUCAUGAACGGCACCUACGAGCAGAAUGAAACCUUCUACAGUUUUGGUUUAGGUGGUGCUGAAGAGAAUGUUUACAUUGACAGCAGUCUGCAUUUCUAUAUGGGACGCUGUUAUACGCUGCGUCCGCGCAUUGCUAUGAAGCGUGUUUCCAAGCCUGUAGGCUAUUCGCUCAUGCUGGAGCAUAACGUUGGUCAAACUGCCACCAGCGAUGUGGACUUCGUUUCUGGCGCCGGCUGGCAUGUGUUCAUACACGAUAAGCGUGAGAAUUUUACAGAGAUCAAUAUGAAGGGUUCGGGACGUGUCGAAUAUGUCUUUGUAGCCAUUAAUGAAGAAAUUGAAAUCAAGCUGCAAAGUCAAUACUUCAACAAUGUGGAAUCACGCAAGGAUAGCUGCUCCAAUCAGGAAGGUUACAGUGAUCUAAAGUGCGGUGAAAUCUGCAUUUGGCAGGACUUGGCUGAGAAGACCAAUUGCUCGGGUCCCUGGAUGCCAGAUGUGCAGCAUCAGCCCUGCAAUGACACCGACUCCAUACGUGAUCUCAUUGCAAGCUACAAAGCCGUUUAUGAAAGUGAUGAUGAUUUCGAUUGCGAUUGUUUGGAGCCCUGUGAGUCGCGCAUUUAUACGACGUAUGUACAGAGCCGUAAAGAGUUUAGACAGCCGGAACCACGCACGCUUAUCUUUAUUUAUUAUACCACAAAGCUUAUAUCGAUGCUGGAGGAACGUCCUAGCUAUGAUGCUACGCAGUUCAUAUCAGAAGUAGGUGGCUCACUGGGGUUUCUGCUUGGUCUAUCCGUGCUGGGUCUUAUAGGCAUUUUGGAACAUGUAAGCAACUUGCUUAUAUACUUAUAUAUUAUAUACUUAUAUACUCUACUUAGCUGCACGUUAUUCUUUUUAGCGGUGGUUGCAUAAAAGUCUGCAGCUGAAGCAUGAAAAGAAGAAACUUGCUGCUGCUAAUGCAGAAGAUGACGCAUCG